UCGUGACAGUUCUAAGAGUCGGAGUAAAAGAGGUUUGACAGGAUAGUAAGGAAUGGAGUUUAUUACUCUGCAAUACAUAAAUUUAAAUAAGUAAAUUAAUUUAAAGUAAACGAAAAGUUUGUAAAAUGUCCGGUGAAACUGAUAUUUUCGACGAUACUGAAGCGCAAUUGCCACAAGACCUUGGAGAUGAUGUUGUUCAAGAAGUUUUGAAAACUGGGACAGAUUUACGUCAAUAUUCCAGGCAGAUUGAAAAAGAACUAAAGGAAGUUGAAAAUAAAUCUAUUCAGGAUUAUAUAAAAGAAAGUGAAAAUAUUGCGAGUCUCCAUAAUCAAAUUGCUGCAUGUGAUAAUAUCUUAGAGAAAAUGGAAUCCAUGUUGAUGAGUUUUCAAUUAGACUUAGGAAGUAUUAGCUCAGAAAUACUUUAUUUGCAACGUAAAUCUGUGGCAAUGAGUCAACAAUUGUCUAAUAGACAAAUAAUCAGAGGACCACUUAGUCAAUUUAUUGAAGAUAUGACAGUGUCAGAAGCUCUUAUUGCGGGUAUUAUGGAUUGCCCAGUAACUGAAAAAGAAUUUUUAACGCAACUACAAACAUUGAACCAUAAAAUAAAUUUUGUAAAAGAGCAGAGUUUUAAGGAAGCAAAGUCAUGCUUAGAUGUGAAAGAUAUAUUAGAAAAACUAAAAGUGAAAGCAUUAGCAAAGAUCCGUACAUAUCUUUUGGAGCAGAUUUAUAAAUUUAGGAAACCAAUGACAAAUUAUCAAGUGCCACAGAAUAAUAUGUUGAAAUAUAAAUUUUUUUUUGAGUUUAUUUUAGCAAAUGAAAGAAAUGUGACACAAGAAAUUUGUGCAGAAUAUAUUAGCACAAUGAGUAAAAUAUAUUAUUCAUAUUUUAAGUCAUAUUCUUCAAGACUAAUGAAGUUGCAGUUUGAGGAAGGAGCUACUAAAGAUGAUUUGAUGGGGGUUGAAGACACUGCAGGGAGAGGUAUUUUUCAUAAGACUACAUUAAAACAUAGAGGCACAGUAUUUUCUAUAGGUAGCAGAGGAGAUGUAUUAAAUUCUCAAUUAGAAGCACCCAUUAUAAUACCUCAUACUGCAUCUAAAACAAGGUAUCAUUAUGAAGCUUUGUUUAGAAGUGAACAAUAUGCUCUUGUAGAUAAUGCUUGUAGAGAAUAUUUAUUUUUAACUGAAUUUUUUAAAAUGCGUGGUGCGCAAGCAAUGGAUAUUUUUAAUGAGGUAAUGGGAAAAACAUUAAAUCUAAUGGUGAAAAAUUUACAAUCUUUUGUGGAAGAUUGUUACGAUACCAUUGCUUUAUUCUUGUGUUUACAUUUAGUAAUGCGAUAUCGAUUAACUUGUCAUAAAAGAGCAGUACCGGCUUUAGAUAGAUAUUGGGACAACAUGACAUCGGUAAUUUGGCCUAGAUUUGAAUAUGUUUUUCAAUUGAAUAUUCAAAGUAUAAAACAUUGUGAUCCAUUUAAGCUCACUCAAGAAACAGGACCACAUUAUAUUACACGAAGAUAUGCUGAAUUUAGUGCUGCAAUGGUUAGUGUAGUUGAAGGAUUUCCUUGUGAAGGAGCCACACAAUUAUUAGCAGAAUUAAGAGAAGCUGUACAAUGUUUCCUGUUAAGU
Eufriesea mexicana is the source of this 1622-nucleotide messenger RNA. RefSeq names its product vacuolar protein sorting-associated protein 52 homolog. The annotation marks the transcript as partial. Gene Ontology annotation, cellular component: GARP complex. Gene Ontology annotation, molecular function: syntaxin binding. Lineage: Eukaryota; Metazoa; Arthropoda; Insecta; Hymenoptera; Apidae. The transcript is spliced from 8 exons. The record is from RefSeq and is a predicted model, not a curated record. Gene Ontology annotation, biological process: lysosomal transport; Golgi to vacuole transport; endocytic recycling.